Molecule: messenger RNA, 1591 nt
Organism: Eruca vesicaria subsp. sativa (arugula)
Lineage: Eukaryota; Viridiplantae; Streptophyta; Magnoliopsida; Brassicales; Brassicaceae
Source: the annotation of a GenBank genome assembly
UAUUUAUUAUUUAGUUAAAAGUCUUAUCAUUACUUUCCCUCUAUUCUUCUUUUAUCUCUGUAAUCAGUUAAGAAAAAAAGGGUUCACAGUCUUCUCUUUCCUCUUCCCCAUUUUGAUUGAUCAAUCAUUCAUUCUUCUUCGUUACUAGCUACUUGGUUUCCCUUGUUGUACCUCUGCAAAUUUUCUUGACUCAUUUCCUUUUUGACGCAAACAAACACCAAAAUUGGUUAGCCAUUUUUCCAGGAAAAUUCAGCAUUCAUAACUCUGAUUCUAAAGAAGUAACAGACAGAGUGUGGUCCUUUUGUUGUUUUAUUUCUCUAUUUGCUUGUGUUUCAAAAUUAUCAUCUAUCUUUCCCAUGUAGAAGCAACUUUCUGUCUGAUUCAGAAUAUCGUUACUGAUCUCUGGGUUUAACUUGAGAGAAUUUUCCCAUAGUUUUUUAUUGAAAUCUAAACCCAAUGGAGAAGCAAAGGGAAGAAACCCGAAAGUACUUACCUUUGGGUCAGAGCGAUCCCUUUGGGAACGGCAACGAUGGAACCAUCGGCGAUCUCCUCGGUAGAUUCACUCAAGAGAUCAUCUCACCAUUGACUCUACAGCCCUUCUCCUACAACCCCCAGAUCCGAUUCCCGGGUCAGUUCGGGUCGCAACAGACAGGACACGAGAGCAACAACAACAAGAGCUCGUUGCUGGAUCCAGACUUAGAUCGAGUUCAGACAGCGAAACCAAACUCCAGGAAGAGAAAGUUGGUCCCUGCUUCUGCUUCUGGUAAUGGCAAGGAGUCGUCUCCAGCUUCUUCGUCUCUUACAGCUUCCAAUUCAAAGGUUUCAGGAGAGAUUGUUGGAUCCAAAAGAAGCAAGCAGGAUGAAGCUGGAAGCAGUAAAAACCUAACAGAUGGUUAUAAGGAUGAUGCAAAGCCUCCUGAGCCGCCCAAAGAUUACAUUCAUGUUAGAGCUAGAAGGGGUCAGGCCACAGAUAGCCACAGCCUCGCUGAAAGAGCAAGAAGAGAGAAGAUCAGCGAGAGGAUGACUUUGCUUCAGGAUCUGGUUCCUGGUUGCAACCGGAUCACUGGGAAAGCAGUUAUGCUUGAUGAAAUCAUUAACUAUGUGCAGUCCUUGCAGAGACAAGUCGAGUUCUUGUCAAUGAAGCUGGCUACUAUAAAUCCAAGGAUGGAGUUUAACUCUAAUGCAGCUUUAUCCACAGAGAUGAUUCAACCGGGCGAGUCAUUAACGCAGUCUCUUUACGCUAUGGCUUGCUCAGAGCAAAGACUUCCAUCCGCAUACUAUUCUCUUGCUAAGAACAUGCCUAGAUUCUCAGACACGCAAUUCCCCUCCAGCGAUGGAUUUGUUCAAGCUGAGACACAGGGAUUCUGGGAAAAUGAUCUGCAAAGCAUUGUUCAGAUGGGUUUUGGAGAUGUUCAGCAACAGAGUAACAACAACAGUUGUAAGAAAAGAUUUAGAACCAGAUUCUCUAAUGAGACAGCUUUAGAACCAGAGUCUCUCAUGCUAAUAACCUCUUUAUGUUUUCAGGUUCUGAGCCAACACUACAGAUGAAGCUUGAGCCAUGAUUAAGAAAGGUGUUUGUUAUUGUAUCUCU